Molecule: messenger RNA, 2145 nt
Organism: Salvia miltiorrhiza (redroot sage)
Lineage: Eukaryota; Viridiplantae; Streptophyta; Magnoliopsida; Lamiales; Lamiaceae
Product: transcription factor VIP1-like
Exons: 3
Coding region: 946-1938 (330 amino acids)
Biological process (GO): regulation of DNA-templated transcription
Cellular component (GO): nucleus
Molecular function (GO): DNA-binding transcription factor activity
Source: RefSeq, a predicted model, not a curated record
AAAUUCCGAACUUAAUAAAUAAUCCUUUCAUUCCAUUAUUAGUGACACAUUAUUUUUUGACACAAGAAUUAAAAAUAAGUUGUAAAUUGGUUAUAGGUAAUAAGAUCCAUAUUUCUUUAACGAUAAAUUUAAAAUGGAAAGUGAACUAUUAAUAAUAGGAAGAGCCAAUGAGGCUUAGCUCAAGUGGCAAAGCUGAUGCGCCAAAAAACUCUCUUUUAUGAGAGGUUUUGGAUUCGAUCUCACCUGCGUACGGGUCGUUUUUCCACUAUUGUGCGGGUAAUGGUCUCGCUUGGGUGCAAAUAAUGUGAGUAUAAAUGAGAAAUAUAAUGCGACUCUAUAUCCUAUAAAAUAUUCAAAUAAAAUUUGAAUCUAUAUUUAUGAAUUAUUAUUGCACAUUAGGAUUAUUAAACUUCUAGUUCUUUCUUAACGUUUCAUUAUUUAAUUGAUAACAUGCUUCCUUCUAAGUUAUGAGUGCGAGGGAGUAUAAAUGUAAAUCUCAAAAUUAAUUGAUUAAGCUAUGACAUUCUAUGUUGCCUAUACACUCUUGUAAUUUAAUCAGAGAAAAAUCAGAAAAACAUAAGUGGAGUGUAUUAUGUUGGUAUGCCCAAAAAGUUUGGAUCAGCUUCAGCCCGACCCAAGCCAAUAAAAUGGUAGUUCGACAGACCCGACCCGAAAUGACGGUGUGAUGACGGUGUAUCAUGUAUGUCGACAGUGGGUAGCGUAAGAAAGAAGAAAGAUAGGAAAAUAAGAGAGUAAAACAACAGAAGUGCUGGAAGCACCCAACUUCCACAUGCCUUUUUGCGUAAACAUGGCGUCGCGGGCCCCACUCUCCCUUCUCCCGUUUUCGUCAACACCUCAAUCCAAUUUUUCCACUUCGCAAAAAAUCUCCCCCAAAUAAAUUCACCUCUUCUCGCGGCGCAGUUAAACACGAAUCAAAAAAAGAAAAUGAUGGACCUAAAAUUCGCCGGAAAGCCCGCGGCCCCAUACUUCCCGGGCCGGGCCGACCUGGACCAGAUGCCCGAUACCCCGACCCGCCGCGCCCAGCACCGCCGGGCCCAGUCGGAGACCCACUUUCGGUUCCCCGAGCUCGACGAUUUCCUCCUCGACGACGUCAUGGUGGAGCUCAAUCUCGAACUGCCCCCGACGCCGCCGUCGCUCCUCCCGGCGGCGUCUGACGGCGCGAGGCCCGGGGCACAUUUGAGGAGUUUGUCGAUGGAUGCCGACUUUUUCGACGGGCUCAAUUUGGACGGUCAAACGGCGGCGGUGGGGACGGCGCCGCCGCGGCCAAAGCAUCGGCAUAGCAACUCCAUGGAUGGGUAUUCGAGCGCGACGUCGUCGGAGAUGGAGUCGAGCGUGAAGAAGGCUAUGGCUGCUGAUAGGCUCUCCGAGCUCGCCUUGCUUGACCCCAAGAGAGCUAAAAGGAUUCUUGCAAAUAGACAAUCUGCUGCACGAUCAAAAGAGCGUAAAACCCGUUACACGAGUGAGCUCGAGAGGAAGGUGCAGACUCUACAAACUGAAGCAACCACACUAUCAGCUCAGAUCACAGUGUUGCAGAGAGAUGCUAGUGGAUUGACAGCUGAAAACAAGGAACUCAAGCUAAAGCUGCAGGCUUUGCAGCAGCAAGCAGAGUUGAGAGAAGGUAAAUUCUAUUCUAUGCAAGUCUUAUGUUUUGAUGCUAUUAUGUUGCAGCAAAUGAUUUUUUCCAUGUCCUUGUAUGUAAUGACGAGGUUUUUUCAUGUUGUGUGGUGCAUUGGUUCAGCUCUUAAUGAGGCACUGAGGAAUGAGCUGCAGCAUCUCAAGAUUGCAGCCGGGCAAGCUUCGUCUCCACCGCCAUCUCUUCACUACUUUGCUAACCACCAAUCGCAGCAGCAGCGGCUUAGCAGCAGCCCCAACGAUCCUCGACUGAACGGGUUUCAAGAUUUCAAUAGGAGGGGAUGAGUUAAGUGUGUUGUUGUGUGUAGAUAUGUAUUGACUAAAGGUUUGUGGAAUGUGGAUAAGGUUGCUCUGGGUUUCUAGAGCCAUAGACGCAGCAUACAUUGUAAUUUGUAGUACUGAUGAAUCCAAUAGGUGAAUAUGUCUUUAAUUGCACCGUAACAUCUGUAUUGUAUAGAAACACAGUUUCAAUUCACAAAUCCAAUUUUGCAA